ACCGUGUCGAAAGAAACAACCCCUCAAAGCUUCACGACCACGGCGCCAACACAUUCUCCGAUCGACUCCCUCGCGGAGGACGACUAUUACAGCGCGCCCCCGCCGCACUCUCCAUCCGAAGCAUCUGCUAGCUCCUCCGUCGGUCCGCCACCCUUCUCCUCACUUGACUUUGCCUUUGACACCACUCGGCCUAAAGUUACCGAGUCUGAUCCCACUUCACUUCCGGCUUUUGCGCCACCCCCGCCUAUCGAGGAGUCCAUUGAACCGGCUCCUUCGUCCUCGGUUGUCGCAGAUACAAAGGCGAGCUUCUCGGAUCCCAAGGGGGACGGACUUGGGAAAGGCUCCGACGACGAACCACCGCCACCUUACACAGAAGGCUACAGUCCGCUUGAAUCUUUUACCUACGUGAUGGCUGCAGCUGGAGGUGCUUCGAGUAUCAUUACUCAGGUCCAGCAGACUGGUGGACCACCAAUUAAUACACUAGGCGAUAUUGGAGGCGAUGAGCAUAUCACUCUUGAUCUGCGGGGAACACGAUUCACGUUGUCCCGCGAUGAAUUGUUGACAUUGCCAGAAUUUGUCCUCCUUUCUUUGUUCCCAAAUGGUCUUCUUCCAGACGGACAUAUGGGUGGCUUCCAUGAAGGAGACAUUUAUCCGGUUGAUUACGACCCUGCAUCUCUUCAGUAUAUGCUUGAUUUCUUCCGGUCUGUUGCCCAGUCCAUCCCAUCCUCGCUUCCUUCGGGAUCAACUUCCCCGGAAUUGGAUGUACCAGAUGUAAUGCAGAAUUCCGCUCGGGACAUGCUUCAAGAUCGUGCUGGAAUUAUCGUUCUCCGCGAGGAUCUCGAUUUCUACGCGAUACCCCCGCAACGUGACAUCGGAGUGGACGAAAUGCUCGAGGUCAAGCGGGCAGCAGGUCGAGCCUUGUUGAAACAGGAUGGCAUCUUUUCUGGUUUACGCAAGAGUGAAGAAGUCGGAUCUACAGAGCAACAUCUAAUCGAAAUGCUGACUGCAGGUGGCUUCGACCGGGAUGAUCAGUGGGGCCAUCGAGCUCCAGAGCCCAACAAAGCGGUUAUCUGCAGUCUGGCAUUGGCUAAGCUUCGUACUGAUAUUCGAGGCGAUAUAUCUAAUAACAAUGCUGUGGGUAUGGCCCAAAAGCUCUUGCUAUUCUGGAGAAAACCCGCUCGGAGAUGCUGGUGGGAAGGUGUAGAGCUUGAUGAUGUUGAAGGCGUCGAGGGAAAAGUUAAGGUGUGGAUUCGACGUGUCUGGACCCUGGAAAUGGUAAUUUGA
This is a messenger RNA of Penicillium malachiteum, 1284 nucleotides long. Its product is annotated as putative general stress response protein Whi2. The annotation marks the transcript as partial. The record is from RefSeq and is a predicted model, not a curated record. Gene Ontology annotation, molecular function: RNA binding. Gene Ontology annotation, cellular component: nucleus. NCBI's taxonomy places the organism in Eukaryota, Fungi, Ascomycota, Eurotiomycetes, Eurotiales, Aspergillaceae. The transcript is spliced from 5 exons.